UCUGUCAACUCUCGGCCCAAGAAAAACAUACAAGAGGUUACACUGGCUCUGCCCCUUUCACUCGAGUAUUAAAGGAGAGCGUCAAGGAUGUACAAGCCAGUCCUUACAAUACGUGAUUUCUGGAAACUUGAGAGUGGGACUGACACUUGGCUACUAUCAUUGGAGAAAGAAAUGGAGCUGUUCACAACAGCGCUCUUAGGAGCGCUUGUACUAGUUCUGUUUUGGAUAUUUCGUGUGAAAGACAACAGCAAGUUACCUCCAGGACCUUUGGCACUUCCCAUUGUUGGAAGCCUGCCGUUUCUGGACAAAAAUGCACCGUAUAAAUCCAUUAUGGAGUUCAGUAAAACCUAUGGUCCUGUGAUGACCAUGUACCUGGGAUGGCAGCGGGCUGUUGUUCUUGUGGGCUAUGACGCAGUGAAGGAGGCUCUGGUGGACCAAGGAGAAGACUUCUCUGGAAGAGCUCCUGUACAUUUUCUGUACAAAGCCACUCGGGGCUAUGGUGUGGGCAUUAGUAAUGGUGAGCGCUGGAGGCAGCUCAGGCGGUUCACACUGAGCACUCUGAGAGACUUUGGCAUGGGACGCAAGCCUAUGGACAUGUGGAUCCAAGAGGAGAGCAAGCACAUGAUAGCACACAUCAACACACUUAAAGGCAAGCCCUUUGACCCCACAUUUAUAUUGAGUAAGACUGUCUCCAAUGUGAUCUGCUGCCUGGUGUUUAGUGAACGCUUCCGCUCUGAAGAUACACAAUUUCUUCGACAACUGCAGAUCUUAAACAAGUUUAUAAAAUUUAAUAGCACCCCCUUUGGACAGUUCUACAGCAUCUUCCCCUGGCUGAUGGAUCACCUUCCUGGCCCACAUCACACUAUGUUUGCAGAAGUUGAUGAGGUGAGAGCGUUCAAUAGGAAGAAGAUUGAAGAGCACAUGAAGACAUUGGAUCCCAGCUCUCCACGAGACUUCAUUGACUGCUUUCUCAUCCGCAUGCACCAGGAGAAAGACAACCCUCACAGUGAGUUCCACUUUGAGAACCUGUGGUCCACAGUUCUUAACCUGUUUGCAGCAGGAACAGAAACAACCAGCUCUACUAUCAGAUUUGCUCUGAGUGCCCUCAUUAAAUACCCCGACAUUCAGAAGAAGAUGCAGGAGGAGAUUGACCCUGUGAUUGGUCAAGAGCGUAGUCCCAACAUGGACGACAGGAAGUCUCUCCCCUUCUGUGAUGCAGUUAUUCAUGAGGUUCAACGCUUCAUUGACCUUGUUCCCUUCAGCCUACCACACUACGCACUCAAAGAAAUCACUUUCAGGGGCUACACAAUCCCAAAGGGCACUUUUAUAUUCCCCUUACUACACUCUGUGCUGAAAGGAGAAAAACAAUGGGCAACUCCCUUCACCUUUAACCCUCAGCACUUUCUGGAUCACAAUGGCAACUUUAAGAAGAAUCCAGCUUUUAUGCCUUUUGCUGCAGGGAAAAGGUCGUGUGUUGGAGAGUCCUUGGCCCGUAUGGAGUUGUUCAUCUUUAUAGUGUCUCUACUGCAGCACUUCACCUUCUCUUGCAGUGGAGGCCCUGACAGCAUCAACCUGACGCCUGAAACCAGUGGCUUUGGUAAUGUGCCUCGAAGACACGAGAUCAUUGCCACACCACGAUGAGCUCAUUAUUACAAUGGAAUAAAUUACAUACAGGAAAUUUGUUAAACCUGUUUAUUUUAAUAUACUGUUCUUUUUACAUGGAUCAUUUUGUAGAAGAAUUUGCAUGUGCAAUGUGGGUAUCAAUGUAAAUAUAAAAUAUAAUAUAUAAUUUUGUAAUAAAGUCUGUCAUUUUCCC
Messenger RNA from Periophthalmus magnuspinnatus, 1816 nucleotides. Its product is annotated as cytochrome P450 2F5-like. Gene Ontology annotation, biological process: xenobiotic metabolic process. Gene Ontology annotation, cellular component: cytoplasm; intracellular membrane-bounded organelle. The record is from RefSeq and is a predicted model, not a curated record. NCBI's taxonomy places the organism in Eukaryota, Metazoa, Chordata, Actinopteri, Gobiiformes, Gobiidae. Gene Ontology annotation, molecular function: oxidoreductase activity, acting on paired donors, with incorporation or reduction of molecular oxygen, reduced flavin or flavoprotein as one donor, and incorporation of one atom of oxygen; iron ion binding; heme binding. The transcript is spliced from 9 exons. Bases 88 to 1641 code for a protein of 517 amino acids.